ACCAGAUGUCCCUAAGUGUCUUGGCUGUUGGUGGUGGGGACUUGGGGAACAGGUGGCCUUGCUGAACGUCGUGGGGGCACCCGUGGUCAAGUGGCUCUUCGCCUGGCGCAGUAAUUUUGAUCACCUCAUGUCAUCUUUCGUUUCCAGGUUGGUUGCUGAUAUUUUUUUUAUGACUGUCACCGGAGGAAUUGGUCCUCCACACGUCGACAGGGCUCCUUGUUUAUUGGUGAUCCAGCGUCCUGUGCUUUUCCUUUGAGAGCUGACCGUCCGGGCCCGCAUGCCGGCUCUACGGUGUCAGAGUGUCCCGACGGUAGUUCUGCUUCUGGUUGGUGUCCGCCCUCUUGAGGGGCACUCGGGGGCGUCUGCGGCUACUCUGCCAUUUCUCUGGCUCCGUCCCGUUGUGUCAGGAGGGGUCCUCGUUCUUGGGUUGUCUGCCGCCCUCCUCUGAGGUGGGGCUGGCGAAGCUUGGAGCGUCCUUCUCUGAUUGUUGUCUGCGCUGGCCUGACUGGCCAUGCCACCGUCCCUCUCCUUAGGGCCUGAUCGAUGUGAUGACGUCGUCGCGCUCUCUCGGGCCUUAACCCGCGUGCCAGGCGAAAGACGGGCCAUUCCUGAUGAAUGGGGACCGCUCUUCUCGUUCUGCUCCGGGACGUCUCGCGUGUUUCCUCGCCCCCGCCCGCGGGCGGUGGGUUGGGAGUCGUAGGUGCAAGGCUCGCUUAGCCCGCCCUUUUCUUCCUGGCGUCAGCAUGGAUCAUUGGUCCUCUUAGCAGCUUGGUAGCCCUCGCCUCGAGUCUUGUGUUUGUUGCCUUGCGGUCUACUCCCCGCGGCGUGGUGAACCCUCCGGCAGCCUGGGGCGUAGUUUUCUGGAUUUGUGUGGUCGUUUGCGGUGCCCCUGGAGCGCCCCCUGGAUUGUAUUCUACGCAGUGCGUGAAAUCGGGCCGUGGUUUUCGUCCUCGUUCCCUGCGUCUCCCUUGCAGAGUCCUGCUGCGGCUUCUUUUGUGUAUACGUAAAUAGCAUGGGUUCUGUCUAGGCAGUUUUCUCUCUGGAAAUCACCCUGUAACUGGAGCCUGUCAGGGUUUAACCCCGUGAGUGGUGGGCUACUCCGCCAAAAGGGGACAACUCAGACGUGGUGUAGCCUGUGCUUUCCAGUCGCGUUUUAUUUUUUGUAGUGGCACCAGUUUCCAUUUCACCGUGCCUGCCCUUUCUUCCACUUUUUUCAGCAGUGAAGGGGAGAUCUCAACUGGGAUAGGUCCCCUAGCUCAGGACAAAAGGCAGGUUGAUCGCCGGUUGCGGUUUUUAUCCUGGUGUGGAUUCCCUUGAGCUUUGCCUGCUCCGUUUCCUCUGGAAAUCACGGUGUAGCCUGUGCCGGGGGCAGGGUUUUUAUAAUCCCUCGUUGGCUUCUCAGCCUGGCGGCACUCCAGACUACGUUGCUUCUGCUUUCCAGUUUUGGGAUUUCUUAGUGGCAUCCGGCAUUCAUUCCUCUUUGCGGGCCCUUUCCCCCACCCCUUCGUCCUCAGUGUAGGUAUAGAGCCCAAACGUUGUCAGCGUUUACAUGUCCCCAGAGAGAGGGAAAAAAAAGGCUGCGUGUGCACGGACUUUUUUUAAGACGUGAGUUCUGUGUACACGGUUUCUCUGGAAAUCACCGUGUGGCUGUCAGCGUUUAGCGUUCGCUGGCUUCUCAGUCGGGAUUCCUGUAGCCUCUCGUUUUCUUAUCAGUGCCCUCUUUAGGCAGACAUAUCGUAUAUUUCUUUAUACCUAUAUCUCGUUUUAAUGUCGGGAUAGUUGCUGUUUCCUGUCCUGCUGCAUUAACGUUGAGGAAGAGCGGGAAUAACGUUUUUUAUUUGUGUAAUUACUUUUCUUUAAAUCCCUUUACAUUGAGCGUUGAUCUCUGGGCUGCCUCCGCCCACUGGCCCUGGAGAUCAUAAAUACCCAAGCUUGAUGCCUAGUGCUUCAAGCUUUGCCUCCUAGAUCUGCCAGCGCAAACUCGUGUCCUGAUCUGAGCAUUUACGUGAUGGAGCCACGUUUUCUGGGCCUUGUGAGUGACGUUUUGCCUUCUCCAGUGGUGGCGCCAGAGCCCCAGCCUGCGCCUAUCCUACAGGCGGAUGAUCGCGCAACGGGGCCUCUCCCUUCGUUCGACGUUGAAGGAGAGCCCCCAUUGGACGGCUGUCAUUCGGGACUGCUUUCCAGUCCUUGUUGGCGGCUGCGCUGGGAGCAGAACCUGUACAAGGACCUUUUCCCCAGAGUGCUGAGCACGUGGGAACUACGUGUAGAGCAGCCCACUAAGUUCUGGGGGUUUGGGAAGUCAGACGCAGCCGGAGGAGAGUUGGACCUCGCAGAGGAAUCUGACAUACUUGUGCUGCAGCAGCUUCCCUUGGCCUGUUCGCCUCGACGUAGUGAGACACAGCGGAGCACCCAGACCUCUGAUGGUGAGACCUGUGAUGGAGAGACCAUGAAGACCUCUGAUGGCCGGCAUCUUUGCAAGUGUGAGUGCUGUCAAUCUUCUGACCCCAAUUCUUGGAGCUGCCUCGAGUGGAUUCGUCGCAUUGGUUAUGUCCUGUUCUUCGUGCCCUGGCGGUGUUGCCUGCGCAUCUGUGGGACUACGCAGCCUUAGAGAGCAGCAGGAGCCAUUUUGGGCCCUCCUCCCCUUUUUAAGAGAUUCACCAUUUCAAUUAGUCUAACCCAAAAAAUAAACAUCCUUGGAAGAAGAUGGGUCUUCAGUGCUCUUUGUCGGUUUCUUAGGGUCUUGCUGACGGUUUUGCCGUUCGUUUUCAGCUUGCUUAUGGACCGGUACUUUCUUGACAUUUUAAACAUUUACAUUCAUUUCAUUGUAUGUUCCUUUUAACGCUUUUAUUUUUGCGUUUUGCCACGUCCAGAAACGUGGUUAAUUUCACCUUCGUCCUGUUCAUCUUUAUUCAAAUUAGCGCUUUCCCUACUUGCUAAAUUUCCGUUUUACGUUAUUGAUGUUUACGUGUACAUAGUGGUUUUUCAUUUCAUUGCAUUGCUUGAAUUUCUUGAUGUUUAUGUGUACAUGGUGUUUUUUCAUUUCAUUGCAUUGCUUGAAUUUGGCGGUGCCUGCGUUUAACUUCCACCCCCUCCUCCUUCUGCGCGGGGGAGGGAGAGCCCA
Messenger RNA from Lemur catta (Ring-tailed lemur), 3121 nucleotides. It is a transcript of the gene ANXA2R, whose product is annotated as annexin A2 receptor. The record is from RefSeq and is a predicted model, not a curated record. NCBI's taxonomy places the organism in Eukaryota, Metazoa, Chordata, Mammalia, Primates, Lemuridae. The coding region runs from base 2009 to 2608 and encodes 199 amino acids. The transcript has a single exon. Gene Ontology annotation, molecular function: signaling receptor activity.